AUGAGGAACUUCUUGAAAGACGUUGCUUUGAAACGGUGUAUUGAGGCUCUCUAUACAGGUGGAAGUGUUGAAUGGAGUCCUAAUGGAAAGAAGCUGUUCUCUACAUGUUCAAAUGUAGUCAAAGUUAUUGAUUUAGAAAACAAUUUAGCAAAGUGAGUUGUGCGAAACUCAAUAAUAAAUGUUAUUUUUGAUUGCAGUUUUACUAUCGGCGACGUAGAAGAAGAGCUACGCAUUACGUGUAUUUGUAUUGACAAAAACAGAAAUAAUUUGCUGGUUGCUUAUAAUAAUCAGAUUGUGAGUCCCCCCUCCCGUGGUGUCUAUAUCAAAUUUUCAUUCGAGUUUUUUUUUCAGAUUCGCGAGUUUUCUAUUCCUUUGCAAGAAAAUAAAAAGCCUGAGGUUAUUCGUUCUUGGAAAUCCAUGCACAACGCUCCAAUUCUUGUGAUGCAGUUUGACGAAAAAGGCGUUUCAUUAGCAACAGGAUCUGCUGAUAAUUCGGUCAAGGUAACUCAGGGUCUCUAACCACCGCAUAAUCUUUUUGUUCAGUCAAAAAUCAUUUUUUCAAAUUCAGGUCUGGAAUCUGGAAAAGCAACAAUGCACACACACUCUCAAAGGUCCUGCAGUAGUUUCUUCGAUUUCAUUUGUGAAUAUCGAUCGCUUGGUUGUGGGCUACAUCGAAGGACAAGUAUAUUUGUUUCUUCAGCUUUGUAAAAUUCUCAGUUUUCAGCUUCUCUUGUUUGACUUGGUUCGAGGAUCACCAAAAAAAGUCCUUCAUGAAUGGAAAAACCACACAAGGUUCGAGAAUUUUCAUCUUUUUUGAUAUCUUUGUUCCGAUUCAGCCAGAUUACGAGCGUCUUACAAAUACCUCAUACGAGAAAAGUCGUUGCUUUAUCGAGGGAUCAGACUGUUUCGAUACAUGAAACUGAAACACUGGAGACGGUCAAGGUGAGAAAAAAUAAUAGCGUCCUGGUUAACUGUGAAACGACCGUUUAAAUUGAAAAAAAAUGUGUGCACGUUUGGUUGUCAAAGUUUUUUAUAGGUUUUGCCGCUUUUCGAAGCCAUCGAAAGUGCAUCAAUUGCUCACAACGGCAAUUUAAUCACUGUCGGAGAGGAAGGGGUUCUGAAAGAGUGGGUCGUUGACACGGCGAAACUCGUCCGGAAAAAGAAAAUAACCAGGUGAUCAUGAAAUCUCGCAAAACUUUCAUUUUCAUUCAGUUCUCGCCUCGAUUCUGUGUCUUAUAAUGCCCUUACCAAUCGGUGUUUGAUCGUAUCCGCCGAAGAAAAUUUAUACGUUGUUAACUACGAGGAGCUGCAAAUUUCAAGACAGAUUGUCGGAUUCCAUGAUGAGGUUCUCUAGCGUGACGAUUUUUGUUUAAUUAAUUGAUUUCAGAUUUAUUCUUGCUGCUUUAUUGGCAAAAGAGAGUCACACAUUGCAGUGGCCUCGAAUACUUCUGAAAUCAGAGUCUAUAACCUCCAAACUUUGGACUGCCAACUCAUCCGAGGUUCCGACUUACUUCCCACUACCACAAGAUUAUUUAUUUUUUGUUCAGGUCACUCGGAAAGUGUUUUGACAAUAGCGCCGUCUCCCUGGGAUUCGAAUCUGCUCGCUUCUUGCUCCAAGGACAAUUCUAUAAUUGUUUGGAAAUUCCUUGAAGGUGCCACUCUUGAGAUUUCCCUCUUUGCAUUGUUUAUAGGCGAAGAAACGUCGACAUUGACUCCGUUGGCCAUGGCGACGGGUCAUGCAAACACCGUGACGUCAAUCUGCAUGUCCAACGGCGGCAAAUCCCCGUUUCUCACUUCCGUUUCAACGGAUUGCACUAUCAAAAUCUGGCCGUUGGGAGAUCUGAAAGUGAACACCAAGUUUGACAUCGAGCACGACGACUUCGAAUCUCUGUAUGUCUUCGUUUUUUAACUUCGAACUGAUGUUCAGCGUUCUGGCUAUCUACAAAAUUGCAACGCACGAAUUUGAGUUUCUCUACUAGAAGAGUAGUUCUAGUUAAAAAUUAUUUUAGAACUUUUUUAUCUUUUUUCGGACUGGAGAUCGAAGUAUGAAGAUCUAAACAUGGAACAGUUUCAGUUAAUUCAAUUCUGAAAUGAGAAAACCUAUUGAGAUUAUUAGAGUUAUUAAAAGUUCAUAGAGAUAUUCUAUAUGAGAUUUCAAUGUAGAAUUUUCGUCUUAAAAGAACCAUGAAAUGUGCGAAAAAAAAACGGAAAAAAUUACUUUUAUUAUAGAAUAAUUUUCAAUAGCUUUCUCACGUUCUGUGGAGUUUGAUGAUCAAUUGGUGGUAUGAAAAAAACACCAGCGAAAAUUCAAACGGCGACUUUUCCGAUUUUUUCAUAUCGCUAGGGAACUUUCCGACGGCCACCUUUCCGACGAAUCUUUUUUCGACUUUUUUUCUUGAUAAAAUCUUCGUUUUUAAAUCUUCCUAUAUAUAGCAGGUAGUUGGUUAAUUAUUAAAACACAAAGAAAUAGAAACAAAAAUAUGUUUAUAGAUUUUUUAUAAACCGAAAAAUAUAAAGGAAAAAAGUCGGAAAAAUUUUCGUCGGAAAGGUGGCCGUCGGAAAGUUCCCUAGCGAUAUGAAAAAAUCGGAAAAGUCGCCGUUUGAAUUUUCGCUGGUGGUUUUUUCAUACCACCGAUCAAUUAUGAGUUUCGAAAGUUCCUUUAGUGUUGGGCUGAAGAAACAGUCUCGGCAGCGUAUGUUGGCUAGUUGAGAUCAAAGGUCUAGGCUGACUUCUCACUGUUGGAUGAAUGUUUCCGACACUUUCAUCCGAACUUUACGAGUUUCAGGCCGAAACUGACGUGUACUUCGACUUUGGUGGCACACGCAAAAGACGUCAACUGUGUAUCGAUUGCAGAAACGGACAGUGUCAUCGCAACUGGAGGGUAGAUCUCCGUGGGUCGACGGCUCAAAAGAGAUCCUGUUCAGAAUGGAUAAGAUGGUGAAGCUGUGGCAGGUGGACUUGGGCAAGAUGCAACUUGGAAUCGGCGGAUCUCUGAGCGGACACAAAAGAAGCGUCGGCGAUGUCAAAUUCGCUCGCAACUCUCACGUAUGUCUUCUUUUUGUUUCCACGAAUUCUGAUUCAACAAACGACUUCUCAGGUUUUCCUCUUCUAUAGAUAUUACCUAUCCUUAUAUUUUCACAGGCUCAUCCUGUAGCAAACAAUUCAGAUAAAAUUUGAAAAAGGUUCAUUUUUGCAGAGAGGAUUAUAAUCGUACCAAAGUGAACGUAAGUUCGAUUUCAGUAAUGAGUGCACUGAAAUUUAUAAAAUGCACCUAUUAUUUAAAAAAGAUUCAAGUUUACCAUUUUAAGAUGAGUUUCAUUUUUUUCGUUUAUCACGCACAGUUUCAUUCAACAUCCUAUCAACAAAUUCUCGCACUUUGAAAGGCUCUCUACGAUUUGAGUGGGAACUAUCGCCGUUUUUCAGAAACUAGCAUCCUGCAGCGGCGACAUGACGAUCAAGGUUUGGAGUGUUCCUGACAAGACAUGUUUGCAAACUUUGGUAGGACAUCCCAGCGCAGUGUUUCGGGUUGGUUCUUGCUUUAUUUACGAAAAAAAAGCUUAGCUUUUCACAAGCAGUUCUUUUACUGGAAUCUUUAUUUUUUAAACAAAGGAUGUAUAAUAUGACAAUAUAUCAGGAUUUUUGAUGGAAAAAAUUAUUGCAGAUAAUCUUUCUGAACAACGACUUCCAAAUUCUCUCGGCGGACAGCGGAGGAAUUUUGAAAAUCUGGACUCUUAAAAAUGGAGAGUGCGAAGCUUCUUUUGAUGCUCAUACGGACAAGGUUUCAAUAUUGAAUUGUUAAAAAAACGAAAAUUAAAAAAAAGGGUUGGGUUCGGAAAAAUGCUCCAAGAAAACUUGAUGGAACACAGCUAUUCCAUUCUCAGAGUUUGAUAAAGAAAAAUUUUAUCCGAACGGUCACCAAGUCACCUCUUAAAACUAUUUUAUGUGAAUAUGUAAUUACUUAUCUAAAAAACCAGAACAAAAACAGAUGCCGCAACCGGCUGUUUCAAGCCGAAGAAAUGAUGAUAAGAAAAAAAAAUAUACGCAUUUUGUAGAUUUGGUCGUUGGACACAAAUAGUGAGGAAUCGGAGUUUGUGACAGCUGGAAGUGAUGGAAGAAUAGCCAUCUGGAAGGAUGUCACGACGGAAAAGCAAGCCAUUGAGGAUCGGAAAAGGAAAGAAACAUUGGAACAGGAACAGGUGUCUUCAUCUAGAAAGUCACCUUGGGAACUAAUCUUUUCAGACUCUUGUCAAUCUUUUGGACCAAAAUCGCCAUCAGGAAGCGUUGGAGUAUGCACUAACUUUGAUUCGACCGUCUUGCGCUCUGAAGGUAGGCGCCAAUCCAAAAAAAGUGCACCGAAUCGUGAACAGCCGUUUUUUACGCUUUAAAGGUCGCGAAAAUGUGCUAGUUGUGUAAGGUGUAAAGUUUUUUGAAGACAGUAGUCGAAAAAAAAAGAUAAAUUAUAUCGUUUCUUCUUUUUUUCGAGAUAAGAAUCCAAGUUGAAAAAAUGUUUCUGUUGAUUGAAAUUAAAGAUGCAUAUUUGUUGGUCUACUUUCAAUCAAAUCAAUUGAAGGUAAUCAACUUACUGAUGGACGCGAAUGAAGUUGGAAAAGCAGUGGAAAAGUUGGACGACCGCAACACUAAGGUGCUGCUCGACUUCGCAACCCAAUGGAAUACCAACAGCCGAUCUGCACAGGUGGUUUCUUUCAGAACACCUACCUUUCAAGUCCCAACAAAAAAUGUCAAGCUUUUCAAUCAAAAUUUACCUCUUCAGCUAUUUUCCUAUUUUCAAACUUCUUUACAGGCGGCGCAAAGAGUUUUCUACGAAAUUUUGAUGGUCCGUCCUCCUGAAUAUUUCACGCAGAUGUCCAAUUCUCGUGGAAUCGUCGAGUCACUCAUUCCCUACACUAAAAGGUACAAAACAAGAAAUAGAGAAUUCUGUAGAGAUGUUGAAGCUGAAUGGUUCGAAAGUCGCUUUAAUUUCAAUUUUUACUUGCAGACAUUUGGACCGUCUCAGUAGGGCCCGACAAGACUCUGCGAUGCUGGAAUUUGUGUGGAAGCAAAUGAGAAUCGGUUGAUUCCAACUGCUUCAUUUUAUGGUGUCUAUUGUGUUUUUUUUUUGUCGUCGGACAAUCUUUUCUUUUCUGCCUAUGUGUAUCAACGGGUUUUAGACUGUUUUCUUAUCAAUUUGUUAUUUUCAUACUUGUCGCUGUUAUUGUUAUUGAGUGUUGAUUGUUGGCUCUGUUGUUGUUAUUGUUGAAUUUUCCUGUAAUUUCUGUUUCUUUUUUUUUACUUUCUUUUCAUAAAUUCUUUCAAAACUCUGAACAAGAUGAUGAAGAAUGUUUCUCGUUGUAUAUUUCAGAGUCUCACGCAAAUUUUCUAUUCGGGUUUACAGACUCGGGUUCACUUUCUUCGCACCUCGCGAAUAUGUCGAACAAAAAAUCCGCUGCCAUCGUCAUCGACGACGACUUGCCCAUGGAAGAAGGUUGUCUUCGCUUGAACUUCGUCUUAGUUUUGACUUUAUCUUUUUCAGGAGUGCCCGAUCUCAUCGAGGAGGAUGAACUCCCGUUAAAAAUGCCGUCACUGAUUGAGCAGAACACUGGCAAAAAAGAGGAAGAGUUCACAUUGGUACAUUUUUUCUUCGACCAGUGUAUAGUAUGGCGAUGAAAUUUUUCAAUUUCCUCUUUUUAAGGUGAAGAGAAAACGGAAGAGUGCGGCGAAGGACGAAGUGAUGGAAGACGUUUCGGAGGAAGCGGCGACGGCGGCGUUCGAGGAAGGCGAGAUGCCUGAGGGCGAAGAUGUGCCCAUGGAAACGAGUGCAGACAAGGAGGGACCUUCCAAGAAACGCUCCAAAGGCGUCAAAGGCGAACUCCGCGUAGUGCGUCUCCGAAUGAUCUUUUGUGCUUCAUGAGUACCGAUAUGAGAGCUUUUUUGGUUCAGUUAUGCAUGGGAUGGCUGUGACCACGGCCCGCAGAAAAAACUUUUAACUCCAGAAGAAGCUAAAAUAUUAGCCGGAAAAAAAUAUCCUUCCAACGCUUUUUCAAACAAAAAAAUUUAUUUGAAGAUAGAAUAAAUGUAAAACAGAGGGAAAGCACAAAAAAAGCUUCAUGAAAUGAAAUACUGGCCAAAAAAACGUUCCAGUAUCUAAAUAGGUGAAAAAAUAUAGCUUGGUAGCAGCUUUUUUUUCAGAGACAUCUGAUAAGUUAUACAUUUCUUUUUUUAUAACUUCUAGAAGGUUUAAGAAAUGUUUUUCUUCUGGUAUUUUUUUCAUGUAGAGAUACUACGUUUUAAGAUAAUCCUUUCUGAAAUACUUUUUCCUGGUUUUCGAUUUUCGGGGUUUCAGAAUUAGCUCUACACUUUUUUUAAAAAAAACUGCUUCCGGAAGCUCGAGCAUAAUUAAUUUAUGACUUGCCAAAAAAAGUCAAAAAAAUAAAAAAAUAUUUAGGCAUUCAAAAUUACUUCAAUUCGUUAGAUUAACAGUGUUAAGCGUAAACUGAAUCCGAAUUUAGAUUGGAUUUUUGAAAUUUAAGUGAGCAAAAACUGACAAACGAAGGCGAGACAUUGGUCCGAUUAUUUUUUAUCGUAUUUGUCUAAACAUCUUCUCAGGCUUAGUGGAAAUCCCGAAAUAAAUCCUAUUACCACUCUGUUUUCAGGUUCCAGUUCCAAGACAUCGUUACACUCCUCUCAAGGACAACUGGGUGAAUAUUUUCACACCAGUCGUCAAGAAUCUUGGACUCCAGAUCCGGUUAAAAAUUCCCGUAAGGGGGAAUUUAUCGAAUAUUUUCAGGUUCAACCUGAAAAAACGUCAAGUAGAGAUUCGGAAUCCAGAAGACCGCGAAGACACCACUGAUUUGCAGAAGGUUUUUUCUGUUUCGAAUUUACCAUCUUCAGAGAUAGAUUUCUCAUAGCUUUUUUAUUGUUUGAUGUGAAUUGCAGGUUUUGAAGCCUUGGGCUCAGCUUUCAAAAUCUGCAGAUUUAUCUUAAAGAUUCUAACUAACAUUUAUCCGUUAAAAUAUCCCCUAAAUCCUUUUUAAAACUUUAUACUCUGAAGUUGUGAGCUAAAAACCGGAAAUUGAGGGAAAAUAUGUGGUCAUUAUUCGAUUCGAAAGAUUUUUUUUCGAUUUUAAGAAGUGAAACUUCAAAAGAACGCCUCUCAAGUGGAUGAAAUUGAAAAUUAGCGGAUUCAGAGUUUAGAUCAGCUGUUUAGAAACCAGCGGUAAGAGGCUUCUUUAAUGGAAAGCAAGAUAAUUAGUGUAGUGAUCUUUUUUUUCACAAUCACUGCCAAAUUUCUCAUCUAGAAACUAUCCCGAAUAAAAAAACUUUCGGACAAUUGAAAUAUUUCUUUUAAAGGCUUGUGACUUCGUGAAAGCUUUCGUUCUGGGCUUCGAAGUGAAUGAUGCUCUUGCUUUGAUUCGCUUGGACCAUCUGUUCUUGGAGACUUUCGAGGUGAGUCUGUGUUGCACGCAACAUCGGAAUGUUCUAAAAAAAAACCCCUGGAAUGAGGUGAUCCACGUGAUCGGACGAGUCUAGAUGUUUUCCCCAGUGUCUCGAGGAGCUUCAGGACAUAAAUAACGUCUGUAAUCGCAACGGUUGCACACGAAAAGUGCCGCGAGGCCUCAACCACUUUUUACCAAAGCGCCACAUCGGCAAUAUAUUUCCGCAGAGACCCAAACGACGCACGCCAAUAACGCGGCGCAGCAGGCGAAUUCGCCUCGUCCUUUUUUUUAUCUUUAUGUUGCGGCGGCGCGAUUCUCUGUCCGUUCAGCGUUCGCGAGGCGAGUGUGUAUGAAAUUUCGGUCAAAUUAAACAGCAAGCAAGCGAGGCGAUAAGCUUUGUUGCCCAGAUUGACAGUCGAACGACAAGGGCCUUAUCACGUGGCGGAUAACGGGCCCAAUUCGUGCAUCAUUCAUUUUUUUUUUCAGAAUGAAGAAUUCAAAUCAAAUGAGAUGGAACCUUAUAUGGCUACGAAAGUUGAGGCCAACUCAUUUUCUCUUACAAUGGAAAAAAGUCAAUUUUUGUCAAGCCUCAGUUGAUUGAGUUUUGACGUUUUUUUUGUGUCAAACGGGCGAAGCUAUUUAAAUUGAAAAUGAAUCAAAAGUUUCUUGUAGUAAAAUCAAGUUUUACGAUUCUAUUUUCGACUUUUUUUCUUUUCUCGAAAUUGAAAAUUUUCAUAAUACAGAGCAUGAAACCUCUGAUUAUUUUCAAUACGCGGAGUUCAAAGUUAGAGGAUCCUGGGUUUGCAGAUUGCCGAUGUGAAAGCAUCUUUGAAAGGGGACCACGUGAGCCGUGCAAUUGGACGUAUUGCGGGAAAAGACGGACGCACAAAGCUUGUAAUUGAAAACACGACAAAAACCCGUAUUGGUCCGUUUUUCGUCCUUUUCCCUUGCAAUCAAUUGAAUUCAGUCCUGGCAGAUACCAAGAUACAUUUGCUAGGCGCCUACCAAAAUCUGAAGUUAGCAAGAAACGCCAUCUCCAGUCUAAUUCUUGGUUCGUUUCCUUUUUUUAGGAGGAAAUAUAAUUUCCUCAGCUUUUUGAAUGGAUGUUCUGGGGUCGCGAAUAAGCAAAAAUUAGUGGAAUCGGUCUCAAUUUUUAAAGUCAAGCUUUAGCGACAACGGUGUUUCGUUGAGAGGUGGCGAAAAAGUUUCAAUCACCGAAGUGUAAUUUCGAAUAAAAAAGAAAAUGAGACAUCAUUUUUCUUUUUUAAAAAAGAGCCUCUCAGUACAGUAGUUAUGAAAAAAAAAACUUUUUAAACUUUCAUCUCAAAAAAAUAUGAGUUUUUUUUAUUCACAUGAAACUGAAAAUUGUGGAAAUUUUACAGGAGCCAACCCCUCAAAGGUAUACGGUACUCUGCGAAGCAUGGCUUCUCGAGGGUCAGAGCGUUUGUAA
This is a messenger RNA of Caenorhabditis auriculariae, 8884 nucleotides long. Lineage: Eukaryota; Metazoa; Nematoda; Chromadorea; Rhabditida; Rhabditidae. The record is from the annotation of a GenBank genome assembly.